Molecule: messenger RNA, 393 nt
Organism: Talaromyces stipitatus ATCC 10500
Lineage: Eukaryota; Fungi; Ascomycota; Eurotiomycetes; Eurotiales; Trichocomaceae
Exons: 2
Coding region: 1-393 (130 amino acids)
Source: RefSeq, a predicted model, not a curated record
AUGUCGUAUGUGGGAGCAGGUGACUGGGAAUCCAUCAGGAGAUUCAUGGUGCAGCGGGAAAAAAUGCCACCGUGCAAAGGGGCUGCAGGACAUACAGAACCCGACGGCUCACGAAGGUACACAUUGCUGGAUGAUUCGGUUGUAAGCAACAUGGCAAUUUUUGAAAUACGCUAUAAGGAUUUGAUUGCAUGGAACAAUCUUAAGAAAUUCUUCAUUGUGUCACCACGCAUGGACCUACUGUCGUGCCAGGAAAUGAGGAAGCUGGAGGCUGGCAGAACCGAUUGGUACUCAUCAAUUGCCCGUCCCAAGGUUGUUGGUAUGCGGUGCAUGUUAUUUGGAUAUGUUUGGGCCGGAUCAUGGCGACCUUUGGAACUCGUUAUCUCUUACAAGUGA